Messenger RNA from Pseudogymnoascus verrucosus, 1758 nucleotides. RefSeq lists its product as uncharacterized. The record is from RefSeq and is a predicted model, not a curated record. Bases 1040 to 1363 code for a protein of 107 amino acids. The transcript has a single exon. Lineage: Eukaryota; Fungi; Ascomycota; Leotiomycetes; Thelebolales; Thelebolaceae.
CACACGAUAAUAUCACGUGAGUCUAAUGUGUUAGGCUAGUCACGCGACCUUCUCCCUAACAUCACGUGUUUCCCUACCAACCCCUGUCAUAAACCACUUCUCACCUUCUGCCCGUCAACCAGGCGAAGACAUCUCGCAUUCAUAACGGAGGGGGUGAAAUUGCCAAAUCAGGCAAGCACGAACCUGCAAGGGUCACUGCCACUCGCCCACAACGCUUGUCAACCAGGGGCCACCAGUGCGGGGUGCAUGCACGUAGGCAGUUCUCCGUACAACAACAGGCACUCUCGAGCAAUACAGCCGAGAACGACAGGAUAGGUAGGUCCAGGGGACGAAACUCAAUAAUAACCACGCGUGCAAUAUCCAGGCCGUCCGAGUAUUGCUUUCUCCUAAGUUAAGUUGUAUGCGGAUAUUCUGGCUGCGGUAUUAUUACAGGAGCAAGGAAGGAGUGCCGCGGGCCUGGCUGGGGAAUGAAUGGGCUGGAUUGCACUAUACGGUACGGUACUGUCUUGUCGGUAUCGGGAUAGGUGAGUCUGGAUGGAUGGAUGGGCUGUGGCGGUUGCACCUGAUGAGAAGAGAUUGCAUGGAGGUGAUGUGGGAGAAUAACCGUUGAUAUUGGGGAAUAUUGGAUUUGGGGAUAUAUUGAUAUUACGCUGCUGCUGCGAUGCCAUGUCGCGGGGUUUUAUUUACUUCCCAAUCUCGGCGAGAGGGCUAGAUUGCAGAUAUUCUGAUAUCUGUCCUGACGGGGGGUAAAGCCAUGGAGAGUGCGUUCCUGACAGGCAGAUUUGGGAAUGCAGGUCUGGCCAGGGAGGGACAGGGGAUUUUGGUUAAGAAGGUUUGGAUCGUCCGGGUUCUUUUUUUUUUUUGUUCUUGGAGAAGGAUAAGCAAAACGCAGAUAUCAGAUCUUCGCUCAAGCAAGAAACAGACCAUCACAGACUCAUUCAAUUGACACAGUCAAAAUCCUCAAACACAUCUCACCACCAGCUCUCACCACCAGCUCUCACCUCAUCACCACCACCACCAACCACCAACAACCAAAAAAAUGCACCACCCCACCCUCCUCGCCCUCCUCACCCUCUUCCUCACCCCCCUCGCCCUCGCAGACGCCUGCGUCGAAUCCGGCCCCGCCGCCGAAGUCACCGCCGUCUCCUACUGCUGCGCCAAAGUCUCAGGGACGUGGUACCAAUUCUACCCCGUGCAGGCUAUCUGCGUCAUCCCAGAGGGGUCGCUGGACAAGUAUAAGAAGUGUGUUGCGUAUGUGCCGGGGGCGGCGAAUCCGACGUGUAUUCCCGGGCAGGGAGAGGGGUUGGGGGGGGGAGUGACGUUGACGACGACGGAGGCGCCGAGGACUACUAUUGUUGGCUAGGUUAGGGGAGAGAAAGGGGGGGGAGGGGAGGAGAGAGGGAAACGCAGGGAGGAGAUGAGAGAGAUGACAGAAUUUCAGAGAGGAAGGAGAAGUGCGGUACUAUGGCAGCAGAAGCAAGAAAGAGAAGUCGGAGGUGUAGUAGUAUGAGGGGAGCGGACAGGCAGUGGAUUGUACAUUUCCCUAAAAAGGAAAGCAUUUGCAGUUCUAAAACCCAGUUCCUCGCAAUGAUCAGACAACCUACCCAUCCUAAUGAUCUACGCAUUUCUCCUGCUGAUCUCCUCCAAACUCCUUGUCCUUUACACAUCUCUCCUGCUGAUCUCCUCCACCCCCCCUGUUCCCUAACCUCUUCCCUCCAGUUCGCCCACCCACAGACUUUCCAGAAUACUUGGCACCAG